This is a messenger RNA of Aspergillus affinis, 1737 nucleotides long. RefSeq names its product putative triacylglycerol lipase (LipA). The record is from RefSeq and is a predicted model, not a curated record. The transcript has 10 exons. Bases 1 to 1737 code for a protein of 578 amino acids. Lineage: Eukaryota; Fungi; Ascomycota; Eurotiomycetes; Eurotiales; Aspergillaceae.
AUGCUUCUCGCGUCUUCCAUUUUCACCCUUUCCCUCUCCCUCGGUGCAUCUGCGCUUCCUUCUUCUUCGUCCCCUUCAUCAUCAUCUGCAAUUCAUCCCUCUCUCCCAAAAGUCACAAUAUCCCCUACCGAAUCGAAUAUCCACUCCGUUGUCUUCCAAGGCCGCUCAAUCCCUGAAUUCAAACAAGAUGUCUUCCUGGGAAUCAAGUACGCCGAUAAGCCGGACCGCUUUACGCCGUCGGAUGUGAAGAGGGAGUAUAAAGAGAGAAUCUACAACGCAACAACCUACGGCUUCGAAUGUCCCGGCUACGGAUCCGAUCAGACAAAAUUGAUCAACGCUGGUACGAUCCGGCAGGGUGAGGAUUGUUUGAAUCUGAAUGUCAUCCGGCCGUGGCGGGGACAGACGAAUACCUCGUUUGCUGCUGGCAGUGGGGGUCGCAGUACUUCUGCCCAGGAUGAGCUGCUGCCGGUCCUGUUGUGGAUUUAUGGUGGUGGAUGGCAGCAGGGUGCGACGGCGGAUCCGAGGUACAAUAUGAGCUACAUCGUCCGGCAAGGCGCGCAGAGCGGAUCCCCCGUGCUCGGCGUAUCGAUCAACUAUCGCUUAGCUGCGUUCGGGUUUUUGGAUUCGGAGGAUGUUAGAGAAUCAGGAAACAAUAACCUGGGACUGCGCGACCAGCGUGUCGCCAUGAGAUGGGUCCAGGAGAAUAUCCGUGCCUUUGGUGGUGAUCCGAAGAGAGUUACUAUCUGGGGGGAAUCAGCAGGAGCGUAUAGUGUUGGUGCGCAUCUAGUCGCCAACGGAGGAGAUCAUGAAGGCCUUUUCAGAGCUGCUAUCAUGGAAUCCGGAAAUGCGGUAGGCCCGCCCUGGAAUGGCACCGACUGGUAUCAGCCUAUGUAUGAUCGGAUCGUCAACAAGACGGGCUGCGCCAACUCAUCCGACACGUUACAAUGUCUCCGGGAUGUGCCUUAUCAAACCCUCUACGACAACGCCUUCGAAGGACUGGAAUGGUUCGGCGCCAUCGACGGCACGUUUAUCCGCGAAUACCCCCAGAUUAGUUUCACGGAAGGUCGAUUCGCGAGAGUUCCGAUCCUGCUGGGCACGAACACCGACGAGGGAACGAGUUUCGGUACGACGGGCACCGAUACGGACGAAGAGUGCGUGGAGCAGUUGAUUUCUUCGAAACGAUGGGUCCUUGACCGUACCAAGGCCACUAAACUCCUGACUUUCUACCCCAACGACCCGGCCGUCGGAUGUCCCUAUGGAUGGGGAAACAAGACCUGGCCAUCGCUCGGGGCCAUGUAUAAGCGGUACGAGUCGAUGGCAGGAGACAUCACCAUGGCGGCGCCGCGACGACUGCUGGCCACGACGAUGGCAAAGGCUGGCCAGAAGGUAUAUAGUUAUCGAUGGGAUGUGGCGGCGCUGAACUCGUCGAGUACGAUCGGCGUGGGACAUUUCGCCGAGAUUCCAUUCGUCUUCGCCAAUCCCGACCAGACCAUGACGCCUUUAGGCGACGAUCCGAAUCGACUAGAACUAGGCAACCUAGCAGCUCGCAUGUGGACGUCAUUCGCGACGGACUUGCACCCCAAUGGUCACGACGUGCCUCAGAUCGCGUCAUGGCCGCGGUAUACGCCGCAUAAUCCGUCGAAUUUCGUUUUCCGAUUGCCCCGCCAGCAGAGCUAUGUUGAACCCGACACGGAUCGGGAGGAGGGGAUGGCUUAUCUUAAUGGGAUUGCGCGGUAG